Molecule: messenger RNA, 1164 nt
Organism: Phytophthora nicotianae INRA-310
Lineage: Eukaryota; Oomycota; Peronosporomycetes; Peronosporales; Peronosporaceae
Exons: 3
Coding region: 1-1164 (387 amino acids)
Biological process (GO): ribosomal large subunit assembly; rRNA processing
Cellular component (GO): nucleolus
Molecular function (GO): 5S rRNA binding
Source: RefSeq, a predicted model, not a curated record
AUGCAACUGAGCUACUGGUUGGCAUUGACACACCUGCAAACCAUGGGCAGCAACAAGCGUCGUCGUCAGCAGCGCGUUAAGGCCGUCGGCGCGCAGGUGGAGGAGAGUAUCCGACAGGAUGCGGAGGACAAAAAGCUCAAGCAUGUGGAGGCGGAUCAGCUCUUCCAGGUGGACAGCAAGGGCGGCGACGUGCCUGCUCCUCUGACCAAGAAGCAGAAGCUGGAGAAGCUCCAGAAGGACCCACUGCUAGCCAACACGCGCAAAUUCGACGCGUCCAAGGUCCACAAGGGUGAAGCAUCGACUGUAAAGAAACUGCAGCAGAAACCGCAGCCGGAGCAACAGAAACCCAAGAAAACUAACAAGGUUAAGGACCUCUGGGGUCAGGACGGCAGCGUCAAGGACGAUGAACAGAACAAGCGACUGGACGAGUAUGUGGCGCCCGUGGUGGUCAAGAAGACCAAACGACGUAAACUAUUGGCCUCUACCAAGUACAAGGUUGCCACUGUGGAGGUGGCGGCGGCAGGCCAGUCAUACCACCCGGACUUUGACUCGCACCAGGACGUUAUGGCCGAGGCCGUGGCGAAGGAGCUGGAGAAGCGUGAAAAGAGGGCUCAGCUACAAGAGCCUGUGUCCAAUGGAAUGUCAGAGGAGACACUGCAGUACAUUAAGCAGGACUCGGACGAAGAAUCCAGCGAGUCGGAGGACGAGGACGACACGACCAGGAAGACGCUCAAGCGGCCGGAGAAGGUGACACGUGCACAGCGCAACAAACGCUCGAGACACAAGCAGAUGGAGCUGCAGCAUCAGAUGCGGCGUGGCGAGAAGGCGAUCAUCAAGCAGAUCAAUGCCUCGCAGCAUAUUCUACAGGACAUCGUCAAGAGUGAGAAGGAAGCAGCCAAGAAGCAGGAGCUCAAGAAGCUCCAGCAGGAGCAGAAACUGCAGGAGGAACCGCUUGUCCGCGUGGCCGGAAAGUACACCAAACUGGAGCGCGAGACUCCUGUCUCAUUCUCCGAGGAGCUCACAGGCAACAUGCGGACGCUCAAGCCCAAGGGCAACCCGCUCCUGGACCGCUUCGACAGUCUACACAAGCGCAACCAGAUCGAGAUUGGUCGUCCCAAGAAGACGCGCAAGGCCAAGGUGAAGAUCAUCGAGGCCAAGAAAUAA